AUGGACCUUGACACAGGUUUAAGCCCGAUCAUGGCUAAGGAACUUCAGCAAUUAAGCAACACAUUCGAAAAGAUCACUAGUGAUCUUUAUCGAGUGGUUCAAGAUCCAAAGGAAUCCCUUAGGAGUUUUGUGAACAUGUUUGGUAGGGAAGCUCUGAGUAUCCCCAACGUUGAUAUGGCGACUGCAGUUGAAGCCUUUAAAAUGGGAUUAAAGAAGGAAUCUCCUUUCUACGAAGACCUCGUAACGACUCCAUGCAAACGGAUGGACGAAGUUAGGAGUAGAGCACUAAGGUAUGAUAUACAAGAAGAAGUGGAAAAACUUCUUAAAACAGGAAUGAUCAGGGAGGAUGACAUGGUGGUCAAUUCAAAUAAAGAUGAAGAUCAUCUCAAGGAUCUUGAAGAAGCCUUCGACAUACUGGAGGAAUAUAACAUGAAGUUGAAUCCCUCCAAGUGUGACUUUGGAAUGAUAUCAGGAAAAUUCCUUGGAUACAUGGUGACCAAAAGAGGAAUCGAAGGGAAUAACGAAUGGCUGGAAGAAUCAGAGGAAGAACCUGAAGAGGACCCCGAGGAGGAGUCUGAAGAGAAACCCGAGGAAGACCCCGAGGAGGAAUCCGAGGAAGAACCUGAGGCGGAAGCCGAAGGCGGACCUGCCGAGCCAGUGAUGGAUCUGGAGGAGGAGGAAGCCGAAGGAGAUCUCGAGGAAGAACCCAACGAAGAUGAAGAUGGUGAUUCGGACGCAGAGUCCGAAGUCAUCAACCCCCUUAUACGAUUAGGGUGCCCGCUUCGUGGGUAG
Molecule: messenger RNA, 792 nt
Organism: Lactuca sativa (garden lettuce)
Lineage: Eukaryota; Viridiplantae; Streptophyta; Magnoliopsida; Asterales; Asteraceae
Source: RefSeq, a predicted model, not a curated record